GGUGGGCGGGUUUGACUGGCUGUAGGGUCCGCGCCGUCGGUGAAUGGCGUUGGUGGCGGGAAAGUUGAGUUCCUGGUGCGCCGAGCCUACGGGGCGAUGUGUAGUGACUUCCAUAGGACUGAGUCUGGGACCGAGCUCCUUGCCCGACUUGAAGGUAGAAGUUCUUUGAAAGAAAUAGAACCAAGUCUGUUUGCUGAUGAAGAUUCUCCUGUGCAUGGUGAUAUUCUUGAAUUUCAUGGCCCAGAAGGGACAGGAAAAACAGAAAUGCUUUAUCACUUAACAGCACGAUGUAUACUUCCCAAAUCAGAAGGAGGCCUGGAAGUAGAGGUCGUAUUUGUUGAUACAGAUUACCACUUUGAUAUGCUCCGUCUUGUUACAAUCCUCGAGCACAGACUAUCCCAGAGCUCUGAAGAAAGGAUCAAGUGCUGCCUGGGAAGACUGUUUCUGGUGUACUGCAGUAGCAGCACCCACUUACUUCUCACGCUUUACUCACUAGAAAAUAUGUUCUGUAGUCGCCCGUCUCUUUGCCUUUUGAUUUUGGAUAGCUUGUCAGCUUUUUACUGGAUUGACCGCGCCAAUGGAGGAGAAAGUGUUAACUUACAGGAGUCUACUCUGAAGAAAUGUUCUCAGUUCUUAGAGAAACUUGUAAAUGACUAUCGCCUGGUUCUUUUUGCAACCACUCAAACUCUAAUGCAGAAAGCCUCAAACUCGGUGGAAGAACCUUCUCAUGCCUCCCAACGCCUGUGUGACGUGGACAUAGACUACAGACCCUAUCUCUGUAAAGCAUGGCAGCAAGUGGUAAAGCACAGGAUAUUUUUCUCCAAACAAGAUGAUUCAAAAAGCAGAAACCAAUUUUCAUUAGUUUCACGCUGUUUAAAAAGUAAGAGUUUAAAGAAACAUUUUUUUAUUAUUGGAGAAAGUGGGGUUGAAUUUUGUUGAUAUAUAUCAUAAAGUAGUCUUUUGCAGGGUAUUAUGCAAGUCUUAAAGUUUUUCUUUUUUAAGACAACAUCUCGCUCUAUAUUCCAGGCUGGAGUAUAGUGGCACAAUCAUGGCUCACUGCAGCCUUGAACUCCUGGCCUCAAGGGAUCCUCCUAUGUGUGCCUCCCAGAGUGCAGGGAUUACAGGCGUGUGCCACUGCACCCGGCCAAAAGUUUUCUCUUUUUUUUUGAGACAGAGUCUCACUCUGUCACUCAGGCAGGAGUGCCGUGGCGCGAUCUUGGCUCACUGCAACCGCUGCCUGCUGGGUUCAAGUGAUUUUCCUGCCUUAGUCUCCCAAGUAGCUGAGAUUACAGGCGCCCACCACCAUGCCCGGCUGACUUUUGUAUUUUUAAUGGCGACUGGGUUUCACUAUGUUGGCCAGGCUGGUCUCGAACUCCUGACCUCAAGUGAUCCACCUGCCAUGGCCUGCCAAAGUGCUGGGAUUAUAGGCGUGAGCCUCCGCGCCGGCCCUAAAGUUUUAAACUCUAGGGUAAUUAACAGUAUUUCUUUACAGAAUGGAUUUGUUAAAACUAGUACAAUAAAACUAAAGACUAUUCUGUUUCUAGGCUGUUGAAUCAAAGUGGUAUUAACAAUUAAACUUUGUGUUAA
Molecule: messenger RNA, 1587 nt
Organism: Saimiri boliviensis boliviensis (Bolivian squirrel monkey)
Lineage: Eukaryota; Metazoa; Chordata; Mammalia; Primates; Cebidae
Gene: XRCC2
Product: X-ray repair cross complementing 2
Biological process (GO): double-strand break repair via homologous recombination; DNA strand invasion
Cellular component (GO): replication fork; centrosome; Rad51B-Rad51C-Rad51D-XRCC2 complex
Molecular function (GO): ATP-dependent DNA damage sensor activity; ATP binding; four-way junction DNA binding
Source: RefSeq, a predicted model, not a curated record